Messenger RNA from Fonsecaea nubica, 1665 nucleotides. RefSeq lists its product as hypothetical. The coding region runs from base 1 to 1665 and encodes 554 amino acids. The transcript is spliced from 2 exons. The record is from RefSeq and is a predicted model, not a curated record. Lineage: Eukaryota; Fungi; Ascomycota; Eurotiomycetes; Chaetothyriales; Herpotrichiellaceae.
AUGGCGACUCCUCCGACACAAUCGGAGCCAUUUCCCUCCUACGAACCCGAUGUCAACGAUGUAUCUUUCAGAAGGGUCGGCAAUAGCACAAGGGACCCAAGUCGGAGACCCUCGAUUGUCUCUCGCCUCUCCAAAACCCCCUCUUCUAUACGGUCUCGCACGCGGACAGGCUCCCUCACACAGUCGUUUCUCGAGAGCAACCCUCCUCUAGGCAUGUGGCAGGCCACUGGCGAAAUCGGCUCCAAAAUCCCUACACUACCCGAGAUCAGGAAUGGCGCUUUUGCAGCCGAGGGAUGGACGCAUGAGGGCCAGAUGGAACGUCGAGGGACCAACCCGCAUGACAUCCAUGCGCGACGGGUGGCCAGGACAAGUUCUGCUAGUACGCGGACGAGAAAGAGCUCGCUGUCAGCCAACGCACCGCCGGCCAUUGCAGAAGAGAGACAUGAAUACUUUCCCAAGAGGGCGCCGACUAUAAUGCAGGAACCGCUCCUUGAGGAGGCAGCGACUACUCAAAUCCAACAGCCGGCUCAUGGCCAGCCAGAACAAAUCCAGCCAGUCGCCAGCUCGGAGAAGCACGACGAGACUGCCAAAGCUCAAGAGCGAGAUUCCUCCAUGACCUCGAAAACUACCAGUGACGGGCCGCAAACAGUGCGAAUCCAAGGGGGUCCGGACGAGACAGGCACAUAUCCUAAUGGCUACCGCUUCCCCAAGAAACACACCUGGACCCAGUCCACCAUGAUUGGUCUCCGCGCCUUCUGGACAUUCUUCCUCACCCCGUUUGGUUUUAUUGUCACCAUCUACGGGCUUAACAUCGUUGGAUGGGGCGCCAUGAUCUUCUUCGUCCUCCUUAAAGCUGCUCCGGCCAUGUGCCACCCGUCCUGCGACGACGACAGUAGCGCUCGAGAGAAGUGGAUCGAGAUUGAUUCCCAGAUCCUCAACGGCCUCUUCUGCGUGACGGCCUUUGGUCUGUUGCCUUGGCGAGCACGAGAUUGGUUUUACCUCAUGCGCUGGCGGAUCGGUGGCGACGAACGCUUCCACCGCCGUCUCGCAGGCAUAUAUCGGGGUUGGUACCGUCUUCCGGGCUCCGAGAAGUUGGAGGAACACAUCGGUCCUCCCCCCGUGUACAAUAAUGACCACCCGCGCACUCCAGAAGCGCCUCCCCCGUAUACAGAAGAAGAAAUCGCCAAGAUGGAAGAGAACCCUGCCAUCCCUAUCCCUGCGGCGUCCAUGCCGGAGGCGCCUCUAACAGGCCUUCGGGCUCCCCCUUCAAAAUCAUGGACCAUCGACUUUGUCGUGUGGAUGUACAUACUCAACACCUUUUUCCAAGUUCUUCUUUGCGUCUGGAUGUGGCAUUGGAACCGAUUCGACCGACCUUCGUGGGGUACCGGUGUUUGGAUCACGUUGGGCUGUCUAGUCGCCAUUGCCGCGGGCUUGUGCGUCUUUAUCGAAGGGUCCAAGGUCAAGAAGAUUGAAGGCAUUCCGGUCCAGGAAUACGACGUGCUCGAAUCGAUCGAAGACUUCCAGGAGAGAAAGGCCAAAGAAGACGCGAAAGAGGCCAAGAAGUUGGCGAGACACGAUCACCAUCGCCACUUCCGGCACGGCGAGAGCCACAAGGUGGUCAGGUCGGAGAAGUUGAAGGGCCACCAAUGGUUCACUCGACAUUAG